AUGCUAGGGUUUAUUGGGGAAAUCACUUCGGAUUUCCAGCAGAAGCAUCUCGAUCUCACGAACGGGGGGACCAUCGCACCCUCUUCAACGGCUAUAGCCGAAGUCGAUGGCAGUUUGUUUCAUGAUGAGCGACAGAUGACCUGGGGUCCUGGGGGAGUAGACGAUGUUGGACUUGUACCAGAGCAGAACUCUCCUCGCAGGUCGAGCGCGGGGGAGGUUUGGGAAGAACAACUGCUUGAACAUUUCCGGGAGAGUGAGGCGCCGCCUACGAUCUUUGGAUCGAUCGACUUGGAAUGGAAAUAUGUGAGGGAUGCUAUGAUUUCUCAGUCUGGGGGCUGUCGUGCGCUUUUACUAGCUAUAUAUUGCUACUCGGACAUCCAUAAGGCGUGGGCUGAGGGAAGGCCAUGGAAACUGGGCCCAACAUAUCAUGGGCAGGCGAGUUCGGAGAUUCAGACUUGUUUACUGGGGGAGGUGAGCGAAUCGUCGCUCAAGAAAAUGUAUGAGAGUAUUUUGCUGCUUAUGUUGGCCGAGCUCAUAUCCCACGAGAACUGGCAUCCGGCAACCCCGUUCCUCCACACCUCAUACCUCAUUCUCCAACGCUUUCAUAACCGUACUCGAUCCUGGACUGGUCUUGCCCACCUCAUCUCCUCAUGGGUCACCCUUCUCGACAUCAAAGCCCUCGUGGCCGGCCGUGAUGGGGAUCCUCUCGCCGAGUUUGGAAACCUCACACAUCCCGAGGCCAAUGACAUAUCGAACUCUACCUUAGAAGAUAACGAUACCUCAAACGACCCUCUGUUCACAUGUCCAACCUACCUAAUAACCCACUCGAUCACCUCCCCGGCCUUCACCUUCUUCCUCGCCACUCAGCAGCUCACUCGGCGCAUCGUCAUAAUAGACCUACACCACCGCACGCGAGGCACCGUCUCCGACGAAUUUGAAGUCCUCCAAAUUGCACACACAGUCUCCGCAGACCUAGAGACCCUCUGGAACCGCCGCCCCAAAAUCCUAGACCUCUACUCCUCAACACCCGCAGACGAAGAAUCCCUCUAUGACUCUCUCGCUCCGAAUCUGGCGACGGCUAUCGUUCGCACUUUCAGAACGUACGUUGCAAACUUUCUCGCCUUGUUUGUUUACCUCCACCGCGUUGCGUUUGCGAUUUACCCACGUACCGAUAGGGUCUAUCGAGCUGUCGACCAGAUUAUCCAUCUUGCGAAGGAGGAAAGUAGCCGUCCGAAUCGUUGUUCUACAGCUAUGGCUACGGCUAGCAACACCUCCGGGUCAGGAUCCGUGCCAAUGGGGUUUGUAUGGCCGUUAUUCAUCGCGGCGCUAGAAGGCUCUAUUGAGCAGCGGGAGUGGAUCGUCGCUGAGAUGCAGCGCAUGGCGGCGCUAGGCCCGGGACUGGGACAUCCGAAUGCAGGGAAGGCGUUAGUACUGCUUGAGGAGAUGACGAGGCGACAGGAUGCGUCGAGGACGUGGGCGGACUCGAGGUGUGUGCGGCGAGAGCUGUUUGCGGAUUUCUUUGUAAUGAUAUAA
Molecule: messenger RNA, 1533 nt
Organism: Aspergillus puulaauensis
Lineage: Eukaryota; Fungi; Ascomycota; Eurotiomycetes; Eurotiales; Aspergillaceae
Exons: 2
Coding region: 1-1533 (510 amino acids)
Biological process (GO): positive regulation of transcription by RNA polymerase II
Cellular component (GO): nucleus
Molecular function (GO): transcription cis-regulatory region binding; DNA-binding transcription factor activity
Source: RefSeq, a predicted model, not a curated record